GGGGUGGGGACAAGAUGGCGGAGCCGGAGGCCCCGGUCUGUAGUUUUGUGUUUAAAAAAAUGCGGCGGCGGUUCGCGGGUCGGAAGCGGAGAGCGAGCGGGGAGCCAGACAGCAGUGGAGAUGAUGAUGGAAACACUGUGGUGCGGAGAGAAAAGAGAAAGGCUGUACCAAAUCCCAUGAUUCAGAAGACUGCAAAAACAACAGGACCAAAGGAGAAGUAUAGCGACACUGACACUGACAGUGACGGACCGGAGCAAAUCACCAUCUCCUACAAAUCCACACGAUCAGCGAAACCUGUGGGGCCAGAAGACAUGGGCGCGACAGCUGUCUAUCAGUUGGACACCGAGAAAGAUAAAGAUAUGCAAGCUAUUUUUGAACGAAGCCAGAAGAUCCAAGAGGAGCUGAAAGGGAAAGAUGACGAGAAAAUCUAUCGCGGUAUAAACAACUACAUCAAAUACAUCAAACCCAAGGACACGCCCAUGGCAAAUGCAUCUUCAGGAAUGGUGAGGAAAGGACCGAUCCGAGCACAUGAAAACCUCCGAGCAACGGUGCGGUGGGAUUACCAGCCCGACAUCUGUAAGGAUUACAAGGAGACGGGCUUCUGCGGGUUCGGAGACAGCUGUAAGUUCCUGCAUGACCGUUCAGACUACAAGCAUGGCUGGCAGAUAGAACGGGAGCUGGAUGAAGGCCGUUACAGUAUAAAUGAUGAUGAGAACUAUGAAGUGAGCAGUGAUGAGGAUGCCCUGCCCUUUAAGUGUUUCAUCUGCAGGGCCUCCUUCACCAACCCAGUGAUGACAAAGUGUAAGCACUAUUUCUGUGAAAGUUGUGCCUUGCAGCAUUACCGUAAAUCUAAACGUUGUUAUGUGUGUAACGAGCAGACCAAUGGGGUCUUCAAUCCAGCCAAAGAACUGAUAGCAAAGAUGAAGAAGCACAAAGCAGAGACCGAGUCAGAUCACUCCAACACAGCAGGCGAGCUGGAUCACACCGAGUGAUGUCCUCAGCCCAACCUCCGGUUUUGUUUAGUAAAAUAAACUUGUUUUAGAAAUAA
Pristis pectinata (smalltooth sawfish) is the source of this 1048-nucleotide messenger RNA. It is a transcript of the gene rnf113a, whose product is annotated as ring finger protein 113A. The record is from RefSeq and is a predicted model, not a curated record. Gene Ontology annotation, biological process: snoRNA splicing. NCBI's taxonomy places the organism in Eukaryota, Metazoa, Chordata, Chondrichthyes, Rhinopristiformes, Pristidae. Gene Ontology annotation, cellular component: U2-type spliceosomal complex. Gene Ontology annotation, molecular function: metal ion binding.